Messenger RNA from Ostrinia furnacalis (Asian corn borer), 812 nucleotides. RefSeq names its product serine protease inhibitor dipetalogastin-like. NCBI's taxonomy places the organism in Eukaryota, Metazoa, Arthropoda, Insecta, Lepidoptera, Crambidae. The transcript is spliced from 2 exons. Gene Ontology annotation, molecular function: protein binding. Bases 351 to 617 code for a protein of 88 amino acids. The record is from RefSeq and is a predicted model, not a curated record.
AGUGUGCGAUUUAAAAAGAAAUUAUGCAAAUCAGUCCUACAGAACCGUUGGGAACGAUAAAUUGCGCGUCGCAAAACCUUGCAGCCAAACAAUGGCAGUUUAAAGAAGUAUGUUAGAGGAUAACGUUGUUCUUUAUAGCCAACAUUUACUCUUCAAACAUUAUAACGCACCGUAAAGUGGCUCGUAACGUCGAUUGCUGGAUUAUCAACGGAAAUUGAUAAUACUUAUUGCCUUAUUGGUUCACAAGAAGUGCUGCACUUAAUAUAAAUUACGAAUACGCUCGGUCGGAGAAAGUACCCAGUGUUCGCUCGGUAGAAACGCAAGUACCCGCAUCGGGAAAACUCUCUGCAAUGGACUGCAAAAUUUUUAUAAUGUUAGCCGUACUGUCGUCAACCUUGGCAGCUCCUCAGAGCCUCCCAGGCUGGGCUGGCUGGGCGGAGUGGCAGUGCCCCUGCAUGCCGCCCUACGACCCAGUCUGUGCGUCCGACAUGCGUCGCUACACCAACAAGUGCGUCUUCUCGUGUCGACAGGACUAUCUGCAGUCCAUCAACAAGCCAUCACUUACUGUUGUUGACUGUAGCCUUCUUCCCCCUACUCACGAACAAUUCGUCGGUUAAAUGGAAAAGCGACAUAUUUAAAAAAAUAACGAAUUUAAUCUUGUAAAAAAUGUAGUACAAUAUGCAUGAUAUACCUACCCCGCAUCUCACUAAAGUUCAUUCACAACAUUACGUACGUGCCUACCUACAUGUAUGAAAAGGUAUGAGCACUGGGUUAAUCCCGUGUGCGUAAGCAAAUCCACGUAACUGUAUAAA